This is a messenger RNA of Pomacea canaliculata, 3532 nucleotides long. RefSeq names its product poly [ADP-ribose] polymerase 12-like. The coding region runs from base 1 to 2886 and encodes 961 amino acids. Gene Ontology annotation, molecular function: metal ion binding; NAD+ poly-ADP-ribosyltransferase activity. Lineage: Eukaryota; Metazoa; Mollusca; Gastropoda; Architaenioglossa; Ampullariidae. The transcript has 6 exons. The record is from RefSeq and is a predicted model, not a curated record.
AUGGCUGAUGAACGGUUGGAGAAGGAAGUUACCACACUGUUGCUUACAGAGUUUGACGGAAGAGCAAAAUUUGGAAAACUCAGAAGGAGUUUGUACCAGAAUAAAACUGUCAGAGACAUUGGCCUUCGUUCCGCUUUGAGGCGGAUAUCAAACAUAAACAAGUUCUUAGUCUUUGAAAAGAAUAACAAGGUAAACUGUCUGUCUGUCUUCUGCAAGGAUGCAAGUAUUUGCUGUGGAUAUCGCAGGAGAGGAUGCGAAACGUGCAAAAAGGAAAACUGUCAAAAAUUCCACGUGUGCAAAUACUUCAUCAGCGGCAGCUGCACGAGAAGAUUCAGCUGUCGUUUUGGACACGACCUUAGUAACGAAGCCAACAGGAGGUUGUCAGACAGGUUGGGUCUGUCUUCUUUUUCAUGUGAAGAUAUCCGCACCAUUAUACUUUGCAGCCAUCCAGCCGUGUGCGAGGAGUACAACAUGGAUGGUUGUGAUGACGAUGACUGUCCAGACCUUCACGUCUGCUCUCGUUUCAUCAAACAGAAAUGUACAGCUGGGGCUUGCUGUAAGUUUGAACAUUCUAUUAAAAGGUCCGACCAUAAUAUGUGGGUUCUGGACACGUUUGAUGUCAGCCAUUUGACGGACGAGGAGUUAAGGGAGAUUAUACUGGUAAGAGUUGUUUCUGACCGGGAUAUCGGACUACAAUCGCAGAUGACACCUGCUUCAUCGACGCUGAGUCUCUGGAGUAGUUUCACAGCGACGUCAACUCUGUCACUGGCAACAGACGACACAGAUGAAAGCGUUGUCGAUGUUUUCAGCUUCCUGCUGAAGCGUUUCAGUGGGCGAGCUAGAUUCAACACAUUUUUGACCGAAAGAGGCCAUCUUUUAGGACAUUUGGGGCUAGCGGGCAUCAUCGACUGGUUAAAGGACAAUAAAGACCGAUUUCUUUUGUACGUACAUAGAAGUAAUUUAAAUUACGUUUCUGUUUACAACAGCCGAGCUAGGGCGUGCUUCAGGUUUUACGACCCCAGAAAAUCGGGCUGCGAUAAUAAGUCUUGUAAGUACUUCCACGUCUGUCGAAAGUUUGUCGCAGGUGACUGUGUCAGCACCCUAUGCAAUUACAGUCAUAGUUUCUCCUCCGGGUCAAAUGCCAAAGUGCGUUCGGAUUUGAAACUGGAUGAGUUCACUGACAGCGAAAUCUGCGCGAUCAUUCGCUGUAGUAAUCCAACCAUCUGUGUCAAUCAUAACACAUCAGGCUGUCAUCUGGAUGAUUGCCCAGACCUCCAUGUUUGUUCCAAGAAUACCUUCAACCAGUGUACCAGUGGCGAUGGCUGCAAGUUUGGUCACGUGAUACGAGAUUCAGGAGAACACAACGCCUACGUGUUGAAGACGUUUCAUAUGGACACGUGGCGAGAGGACGUCCUUCGCAGACUCGUCAUCGCCAAGAAGGGAGAGCACACAGAAACGCAAGAGAAUGUAGGUGCCUCUGCUAUACAGAGAGCGCCAUCUGUAGGUCAGCUACAGAAAGCCAUCAGCACCCUCGACCUCUCGAAAUCGGUGAACGACAAAGAUAUCUUUCCCGGGAAGUACGAAUACAUUUGUGCAAAGUACACCUGGACAGGUGCGUGUCCCAACAUUCCGUUCUGUCCACAUUAUCAUCAUCCUGACCGCCUGCCAUACCUGUGGCUGACUGCAGAGGAUGGACAAUGGCGAAGAAUCCCCACAAGCGACGGUGUCCAGCUGGAGACACGAUUCUGUGAAUAUGAUGAUGUCCUCAAAAAAGAGUUUAAUAUUCUUGGAAUGACCCGAAUGGACUUCUGCGCUAUGUCAGCUGUAUUGAAAGGAGCACCAGUAAAGCUUAAACGACUGUCAGCACCAUCAUAUGUGACUGCAACACCAGGAACUCCUCUCAACUUCUACACUCAGUGGGUGUGGUAUCGGCAAGAACGUGAUGGCAGAUACACCCCCUUCUACCCGGGGGCGCUGCAGUACACUCUGGAGGAGAAGUACCUUAAGGGGCAGCACAAGUACUACUUCGAGUUUGAAGACCUUCGCCUGAUGGUGGACACUCAAUCCUCGCCGAUGAUACAAACCAACCUUCAUACGCAUGGAUCCACAGUUGUCUUCCGGCGACCAAUCUUUGUAUUGACUAAAAAUGCAGAUUUUCCAAAGAUGUCGUCACUGCUGCUAAGUGAGGCUCCUGCAUCAGUGCUGCAUCAGGUACCCGACUACUGGGCUGCUGUGGACCGCUUCCAGGACUACGAGCUCGUGGAGCUGGACUCAGAUGAUCCAGAGUAUGAUGCUGUGCAGCGACAGUUCUUCUCGACCAUGGACAUCAACGGACACAACAUUGUACAUGUUUUCCGUGUGCAGAACCCAGUGCUGUGGUAUAAAUACUGCAGUGCCAGACGGGCCAUGACCCCUCGAGGUCAAAGUCACGAAGACGUGGCCGAGCGUCAGUUGUUUCACGGAACCCCGACACUUCAGGCGGCCAGGGGCAUCUGCGCCAACAGCUUCGACUUCCGCAGGUCUGGAGAAAAUGUUGGAGCUGUCUGGGGCAAGGGAGCUUACUUCUCCACCACAGCCAAGUACAGUCACAGCUACACACGUGCUCAUAUCACACUCACAGGCGACCCCCUGCGGUUCAUGUUUCUGGGAAGGAUCCUGGUGGGGCAGUACACUCUGGGCCAUUCUUCUUACACCAAGCCACCAGAGCGUGACAGGCUGAAGAUGUACGAUUCCUGCGUGAAUGAUUUGUCCAACCCCACCAUUUUUGUCAUCUUUGACCUGACACAGAGCUACCCAGAGUAUCUGAUCGAGUACAGUGAUGUAGUCCAGCCAUCUCCUCAGAACCCACCACCGCAGGUCAAGAACAGACGUCACCGCCGUCGUUAACUAAACGCCAGAGUAUCCUCAGCAGAUGCCAUGACUACAGUCUUCAUGAAUUUUAGCAUAACCUUAAUUAGUUUUUCACCGCCAGCGGCUUAUGUUUCUGAGAAGGAUCCUAGUGGGGCAGCACUCCCGGGGUCAUCCUUCCCUCACCAAGCCACGUGCGUGACCGGCUGAAGCUUUACGAUUGUUGCCUACACGAUGUUACCUGCCCCGCCAUCUUCGUUAUCUUUCACCUGGCACAGAGUAUCUGAUCCUGUACAUUGACAAAAGAGAUUUUCACUUGUUUUAACCAUGCACCACGAUCGCAGAACAAACAGACAGGUCACCAUCACGACUAUCAUUUCUAGGCAAGAAGCACAAAGACUAAAACACAAUAUGUUGCAAUGUUCCUACGCUUACUUAAUAAAUUUGAAAAGUAUUCUUUUAACAAAUAAAUUAUUCAAGGCCGCCAUCAAGCCUAGAGAGUCUUUGACACUUGUUGAGCCCUUUUUUAUAAUUAAUAUUGUAAAAAACGUUGGUUUAUAAUCUUCUCAUAAUUGAUCAUCUCUUUAUAUUGACGUGAAGAAACACCAUAUUAACUGACUGGAGAACAGAACAAAGGCGUCAGUGCACAAAACUUUAUUAAACUGUUGUUUCAAGAUGAAGAUGA